AUGUCGGUUAACUGGUUUGUUCGGUGCUCUGACGAAAUUAUCGAAUUCAAUGCCAAUUUUGAUGAGGCAUUAAUGGGCGCCCAGCCGAAUAGUUCGUUAACCAUAUUGAAAGGUGAGCUGGUUGAACUGUGGGAAAAAACUAAAAAGGCAUAUGAAAAAUGUCUACAAUCUUUGAAAGAAGAUGCAGACAUAGAAGGUGUUAGGUCCAAGUACGCUACCACAUUUCGAGAUUACCUUAGUUGUUCGUCCCGUAUAGACGAAAAUAUGGAAAAGUUUAACCCUAAUAAGGAAGAUGUUUCUCGAACCAUUGCUCAAGCAGCUGGUUUUUCUGAUAGCUUACAUUUACCACCAUGCGAUACCAAUAUUUUCGAUGGUGAUUAUGCCUCGUGGCCAUCGUUUCGAGAUCUUUUUACCGCGAUAUACAUUAAUAACAGUCGUUUGAGCGGCGUACAAAAGCUUUACCACUUGCUUCAGAAAACAAGCGGUGAAGCUCGGGAAAUUGUUAGCAAUUCCCAACUUACAAAUCAAGGAUUCGAAACGGCUUGGUCUAACUUAAAAGCGACUUAUGAAAACAAACGGGUUUUAGUGAAUAGCCAGUUAAAGAAGUUGUUUUCACUUCCGGUCAUUCGGACCGAAAGUGCGUCAGCGUUGAAGGAUCUUCAACGAAGCAUUAACGCAUGCCUCUCAGCGCUGGAAAUCUACAACAUAGACGUCACCAACUGGGAUCCAGUUCUCAUAUUCUUGUGCUCAAACCGGCUUCCAGAGACAACCCUCAGCAUGUGGGAAAACACGUUGCUGGAUAAAUCAGCGUUACCAGAAUGGAAGCAAAUGAAUGCCUUCCUUAUACAACGUUUUAGGACAUUGGAGUCGAUUGUGGAUGUGAAAUAUUCAACUUCGUUGACAUCAACCCACCAACAACAACGAUCGUUUACGCAUCCACAUAACCCGUUGGGACAAAAGAAGCUGUCGCUUGCCACCAACGUCAUUUCAUCAUACUGUGUCAUGUGCCCAAAACAACAACACGUCCUACGUUUAUGUAAAAAGUUUUUAUCCCUCUCCGUCAGUGAUAGGUUCGCGUUGAUCAAAAAACACAACUGCUGUCUGAAUUGCCUUUCUAAGGGCCAUUCUGUCAAAGAAUGUAAGAGUAAAUUUUCGUGCACAACGUGCAAGAGCAGGCAUCACUCUCUACUUCAUAGAGUGGCUCCCAACACUCAACACAAAGAUGCCUCAAACCAUGGAACUGCCUCACAGGCAUUCCAUGUAAACAUACAGUCCACUUCUCGUGGUAGAAGUUCGUCACCAAAUCCAGAAAAUUCGGCUUCGUCGAGUUUGUCAUCAGCUUUACUUGGCACCGCCAUGGUGCAUAUUUGCCAUUUAGGCUCGACGUACUUCGCUCGCGCCUUGAUUGACUCGGCUUCAGAGGCGUCGUUUAUAUCAGAACGACUUCGAAAACUUUUGAAGCUUCCAUGUUCGAAAGCAAAUGCAGUCAUCUCAGGGCUUAAUCAAACAGUUUGCAAUAGUUCGUUGAAAAUUUGUUCAUUUAUCUUGGGCUCUCCACGAGACCCAAAUCUUUUCAUUGAGGCGAACGCAUUUGUAUUACCACACAUUACGGGUAACUUACCUUCAACGUCUAUAGACAGUUCAAUAUUAGAUGAACUGCCUAAAGUACCUUUCGCAGAUUCUAAAUUUUUACAGAGCGGCCCAAUCGAUGUUUUGAUCGGGGGAGAUUUAUACCCCAAAGUUAUGUUGGAAGGGGUUAAACGUAGUGUAUGCAAUAAUUUUCUGUCCCAAGAGACCGUGUUCGGGUGGAUAGUCACUGGGGCAUCAUCCACUGCACACGUCUCUUGUUUUGCUACCAAAAUCUCGUUGGGGGAGGACAAUCCAUUAGAUUGCCAGCUACGUAAAUUCUGGGAGUUAGAAGAAAUCCCAAAGAGGAAUAUUCCAUCAGCAGAGGACUCGUUUUGUGAAGAACUUUUUUUGAAAACAACAACUAGGAAUUCUGAAGGAAGGCCUAUUGCGUUACGCCAAUAUUUGCGCAACGAAGCUAGGCUAAUGAAAACUCUGUCUUUAAAAGGAGAAUACGAUAAGGUGGUCAGAGAAUAUUUGGACCUAGGGCACAUGGAAGAAGUAAAACCUCCUUUGUAUGAUCACUCCCCUAAUCACUUUUAUCUACCCCAUCAUGCAGUUUUGAAGCCGGAAAGCACAUCGACAAAAUUAAGAGUAGUUUUCAACGCGUCUAGCAAUUCCUCCAACGGAAACUCUACAUCAACUAGCUCAAGACUCGCAGGAGUCAUAUCCAUUGGCGGCUCAAAUUUUAAAAGUGCAAUGUAUGUAGAUGAUGUGCUAGCCGGAUUUCACCAGAUUUCAACAGCCUUGCAGGCACGCAACGAGCUAAUUCAAGUGUUGUAUAGUGCGGGAUUUUCACUGAGAAAGUGGUCCUCUAAUACAAAAGAACUUAUUGCUGAUCUUCCUGAUGACCAUUUGUUAGGCAAAGAAUUUCUUGAUCUGGAUGAGACUAGCACAACGAAAGCUUUAGGUAUACGGUGGAACGCCAAGUUGGAUCACUUCUUUUUUAAUGUCCAGGAUAUAGUCCUGAAAUCAAGCUAUAACAAACGGGAGGUUUUGUCAAUAAUCGCAAAACUUUUUGACCCAGCUGGCUGGCUAGCACCUAUCGUGGUAAUAGCUAAAAUACUUAUGCAACAGAUCUGGUUAGACGGUACUACCUGGGAUCAACCCAUCAGUUCACAAACACUUUCUAAAUGGAAAUUUUUUGUUGAAAAUUACGGUUACAUACAGAAUAUCAAAGUUCCGCGUUGGAUGAAUUGUUCAAAUGAAACUCCGAUACAAAUUCAUGCCUUUUGCGACGCGUCGGAAAAGGCAUACGCGGGGGUGAUAUAUUUGCGGGUAGAAAACAAUAAACUAGUUACAUCACAGCUGCUGCUAGCCAAAACAAAAGUAGCUCCGAUUAAAAAGAUUUCGAUACCUCGUUUGGAGUUAUGCGGUGCGGUUUUGCUUGUAGAUAUGUUGAACUGUUUACGAAAUGAGCUUCCAUUUAAGGUCGAAAAUACCUUCUGUUGGACCGACUCAACCAUUGUCCUCUCGUGGCUGAAGAAGCAACCUGGCUCUUGGACGACCUUUGUUGCUAAUCGAGUUGCAAAGGUUCAGGAAGCCGUUGAUUUUCGAUAUUGGAAUCAUGUCGAAUCCAAAGACAAUCCAGCAGAUCUGGGUAGCAGAGGGGUAUAUCCACAGGAUUUGACAUCGAAUGAGUUAUGGUGGUACGGUCCGUCUUGGCUUACCAAAGAAGAAGCGAAUUGGCCAUCAUUGGAUCAAGAAAUCGAAGACACUACAGUGGAAGCAAAAAGGAUAAACGCACAUAAUUGUGCAGCGCUCACACCUGGGCAUUUCCUUAUUGGUGCGCCGCUUCUCUCGCCUAUUGAGCCUUCCAUCGAAACAAAUCCAAUCUCGUUGAUUAAUAGGUGGCAAAGGUUGAAAGCCUUAAGCCAACAACUCUCAAUUCGAUGGAAGGAGGAGUAUUUAAAGGAGCUUCAUAAACGUUAUAAGUGGAAGUAUCCUCAAACCGACAUAUCGGUUGAUGACUUAGUAGUUGUGCGUCACGAACAUCUUCCGCCUAAUGAGUGGCGUUUGGGAAGAGUUACCAAGGUCUAUCAGGGUAACGAUAGAAGAGCUCGGGUAGCAGACAUUCGCACACAAAAGGGAAUGAUAACGCGCCCCAUUGUUAAAUUAGUCGUCUUACCACAGUAG
Molecule: messenger RNA, 3762 nt
Organism: Rhagoletis pomonella (apple maggot)
Lineage: Eukaryota; Metazoa; Arthropoda; Insecta; Diptera; Tephritidae
Exons: 4
Coding region: 1-3762 (1253 amino acids)
Source: RefSeq, a predicted model, not a curated record